UCUGCACGUUUGAUGGAAUGAGGGAGUGUAUUGAUUUCUACAGUGGUGAUUUUUCUCAGGAGGAUGUGAUGCGCUCUACAAGAUGACAGGUACACUGGUGCCACAGAAGCAGAGACUGUGGAUUCUGUGCGUGGUUUUGAUCACGGCAGCAGCUGGAGAGGACGUUCCUUGUCCAAAAGGUGGUCGGAUCGACCUAGCCAGCCGGCGAUGCUAUUGGCUGUCUGAGAGGACAUCCUCAUGGCCUGAGGCCCAGAAUUCAUGCAGAGAGACUCGGGGAGGAGAUCUGGCAUCUGUUGACAGCCUGGAGCUGCAAAACUUCAUCCACUACUCCUUUCCAGUUAAAACCACUGUGUGGGUAUGGCUGAAGAGAUCAGGAGGAGAAGGGACUGACCAGGUUGUGGAAUCAGUAAGUCCUGCAUGGUGGGCCAGAGGCAGUGAGAGUCAGGGGGGGUGUACUCAGAUGGCCUUGGGGACACAGGGACGAUGGAGGAAGGCUCAAUGUGCAGGACGAUACCUCUUCCUCUGUGAAAAAGAAGUAACCGAGUCUUUACCGUCUGUGGACAGUUACCUGACUGGAUUGGUUCUCAUGACCGGCAUCUAUACUCAGACCCAGAUCCACCCCUUCCCCAACGUCCCAGAGAUUGGACAACUCGCAGUGGAGAUGCAGCUGUUCCCGGGGAUGUGGUUCAGUCAUGCAGGUCAGUUGGUAUCAGUGGAGCUGGUGGUCCAGCCCAGUCCAGUCUCCUCUCUGGCCCGAGUCCAGAUCCUCCGACCCUACUGCAGCCCCAACCAGCACCUGGUACCUCCAGGUUGCAGCUCUCUCCUUAAUCCAUUCAGCUGCUGCUCAGCAGUACCGCUGUGUAACACCACAGGGGGCUGCAGCAUGGGCCAGUACUGGUGCCACCUGCUGGAGGCCUGUGUGCCCACCACUAGUCCCUGCAGCCCCUACGACUCCGCAGCAGGGGCCCGCGGCUUUGCUUUACCGCCCAGAUACCCUGAGAUACCCCCCUUCUACCACCUGGUGGCAGACCUGCCUCUGAGAAUAAACCCUAGCUCUGAACUAAAAACUCUAAGCCUGCUCCUUCCAGAUCGAGCGAUCAUGGUGUACCCUGAUGAUAUCGUGGCUGUGCAACACACUCGCGACUCUGGAACAUUCCUACAUUGCCUGAGCAGUGGAGCUUCUCUAAACUCCCCCUGGCGCCAGAGUUACAUGUCCCUUAGGAGGACGGAGUGGGGGGGCUGGUGGGAGGGAGGCCUCACUUCCCUGCCCCAUGGAGGCCAGUGGGUGGACGGGGUGCUGUGUGAUCUGAGGAUGCUGUACGAGGACAAUCUCCACAGAGGUACCGAUGAUAACUUUGGCUUCACUCACAGAGAGUCAACCACAGCCCCAGAUGUUUGGGCCCUGACAACUGGUCCUACUCCGAGUCUGAAAUCUAAAUUUGGGCUUAACGUCAUCCACCCCGUGCCAGACGAAAAGAACCAGAUUCACGUCCAAAUCAACGUCCCAACACUCAUUGCUGUUAAGGUCCUCUCUGGAGAGAAAGCCAGGAGCUCAUGGUCAGCCCCAGUUCUCCAGACCGGCGUCCCCUUCCUUCCAUCUUGUCCCGAAGAGGUGUCUGAGUCUUGGGCUGGCUGUAAGAGGCAAUCCCACGAUGCCUGGUUCUCCUCUGUGACCCUGGUGCUGCCCUCAGUCGGGGUUCAAACACUGAACAUCAGUGUGAUGGAUGCAGUAAGCUCUCAGAGUGUGAGGGUGAGGGUUUGUGGCUACGAGGCAGUAACAGGGCUUAGUGUUGAGCCACAUGGAUGCCUAAGGACGCUCGUAGAUGCUCCAAAGUCAUUUUUAGCCAAAGUGGAGAGUGGUUCCUCAGUCAAAUUCACGUGGGUGGUUGAUGACCUGGAGAAGUUUGCCCAUGAAGGAGAUUCUUACAGUGUAGUGUUCAGGAAACCUGCUGAGUAUAAGCUCAGGGUGACAGCUUCCAACCAUGUGAGCUCCCAGAGCCAACAAAUCCUCCUGACUGCUGACGAAAUGACCCCACUGGCUGAGCCUGAGUUCCUGUUAGUCAGGGAGGUCAUAGCUGUGAAUGCUGCACACCUCUACACCCUCAGGGUCAAAGUGGACAUCUCCUUGCCUGUCACCUUCAAAUGGGAUUUUGGGGAUGGCAGUAGCAAGGUGAUCCACACCCAGUCCGCUCCAUGUCAGACCCUGGAAGAGCCUAUGGAGAGAGGAGGGAAACAAGUGUAUGUCCAGGAUUCGGUGAACUAUACAUAUCCCAUCCCAGAUGACUACAUACUUCAUGUCCAAGUCUCCAACCAAUAUGACAACACUGACGCGUCCAUGAAGAUAAGCGUCCGCCCUCGAUUAAAUCACCUCCUUGUUUCCUUUUCCCUUCCCGUACCCCUAGUCAAACAGACUGUCCUUCUGGAAGCUUCCGCAGAGCCCUCCAACUACGCCGUCGUCUACACGUGGGACUUUGGCGACAGCUCUGAAGCUGUCCAAGGCAUCCACCGUAAAGUCAACCACGCUUUUGCAACUGCGGGGGUUUAUAACGUCACAGUGUGUGCCAACAACACUCUUUCAGUCCUGACCACCUGGCUCAUGGUGGCGGUUAUGGAGAAAAUCUCUGGAUUAACCGUCAGCUACAACGGACCUGGUGAACUAAGCUCUGCUACAGAUUUCAGAGCUACAGUGGCCGCUGGUACGAGUCUCAUUUGGGAUUAUGACUUUGGUGAUGGGUCCCUGCAGAGAAACCUUACAGAUGGUUCCAUCUCCCACGUCUAUAAGUCGCCAGGGAACUAUACAGUAGUUGUAACUGUAUCAAAUUCUGUCAGCCAAGCUCAUCAGUCAAUCAGUGUAGAGGUCUAUAAGUUGGCUGUUAGUGGAGUUCUCCCUACAGAAUGCGUCAUGAGUGGAAGAGACAUACGGUUUACCGCUCUGGUGAAUGGGAACAUAUCCAUUCUGACUUUCCAUUGGCUGUUUGGAGAUGGAUCACCUCUGACUGUAGUGAGGGGACAGUCGGCCGCCAUGCACAAAUUUCAAAGCCAAGGGAAUUGUCAUAUUAGUCUAACUGUGUUUGGUUCUAUUACAUCUGUAUCAUUUAAUACGAGUAUCUGUGUCGAAGCGCCAAUAACCAACAUGACAGUGCAGUCAUCACAGGAAGUAGCAGCAGUAGGAGAAGAGGUAUGUUUCUUGGUGUUAGUUUCCCCUGUACAAAUGAGGGGUUACCAAUUUAAGUGGUUUAGCAGCCCCUCUAGUCUCAUUGCCAUGACAGAAAACACUAAAAAGUGUUUUAUCUUUAGAGAUGAAGGCGUUGAAGAGGUAUCGGUAACAGCGAGUAACAAAGUCAGCAACAAAACAGCCAGAGUUAGUAUCACCAUUCAAAACCCUGUAAGUAAGCUGUCUUUGGCACAUGAUAGUCAAAGUGGCACACUGACAGUCAACACAUUAGCAUCGUUUUGGGUUGCUAGUUGCACCGGCAGCAAUGUGUCGGUGCUGUGGGAGUUUGGAGACGGAUCUCCGGUGGAGCAGAAGCAAAAUGCGUCACACGUCUUCACCUCGACGGGUCAGUUCACAGUCACCGCCACAGCAUUUAACGCUGUUAGCCGUGAUUCCGUGACCCUUGAAGUCAAUGUUCUACUUCCUAUUUCAGACCUUUCACUUCACACCAACCAGCCUUAUGCUGUAGUUGGAGAAGAAACUCUUAUCUCAGCGAUUAGCAGUGCCAUCAGUAGCACCAACUACUACUGGACUGUUGACGGUAUCGUCUCAACCAAACAGGGGACUUAUCAGUUCAGAUUUGCUUUUCUGAAACCAGGAGUGUAUCAAGUGAGGGUCAUAGCACAGAACUUGGUGAGUAGAAAGGAGGCAGCUAUUUUAAUUGAGGUCUUUGAAAGAAUAGAGGGUCUUCGGAUUGAAUGUCAGAGCCUGACAAACAUGAAAUACGUCCCAACCCAAGAGGAACUGCUGUUUAUUGCUUCAAUCACCAAGGGCUCCAAUGUCACUUAUCACUGGCUUGCUACGCAGAGCGGAAUAACCCGACAAAUUACUGGCGACGGAGAGCUUUUUCAUAUGUUAGCUGAAACUCCUGGUGGGAUUUCCGUUCAGCUAAGAGCUUCUAACAAUGUGGGUGAGGCCACCAGCAUUGUUUCUUUAGAGGCUGUACAGCUUGUAACAGGCGCACACAUUGAAACACAAUCAACCAUUGUGGCAUUAGGGAAAUUAGUGAAUAUCUCUGUAUCCGUGGUUGCCGGGUCAGACCUACGGUACCUUUGGUACGUGAAAUCUGAUCUAUCACCCCUGCAGACACACACGCCCUUUCUUCUCCACACUUUUACAAGUGUUGGUCAUUGUCUCGUUAGAGUUUCAGUUCAGAACGUCCUCAGCCACAGCAAUGCCACCAAAGAGUUUAAUAUUCAGGAGGAGGUCCAAAGGGUGGACUUUGACAUUGAAGGAAAGACGCAUCCCUUUUAUUUCAGAACAAGUGCAGCCGUUAUCCAUGGGCUUGUUCACAAGGGUAGCGAUCUACACUGGAACUGGACAGUUAGAGGUGCUAUACUUUUUAAUGCUUCUAAUCAGACCUUUAUUUACACUUUUCCAUGUGCGGGUAUCUAUCAGGUGUCUUUGAAUGUCUCCAAUGAGAUAAAUUGGCAGAUGGUUUCACACAGUGUCACAGUCCAGGAUGCAAUCAAAGGUCUAAGCCUGAACAUUUCCGAGUCGUCUUUCUGCACAGAGGAACAAGUUACUUUUAUUCCAACGAUCUCCAAAGGAAGCAAUGUAAGCUUUGCUAUAACAUUUAGAAACAAAGACUGGGCUCAUAGUCAGGGAAUUCUCGAUGGGCGGUUCACCACAUCAAGCCUUCCAGUGGGGACACAUCUAGUCACAGUGAAUGGUUGGAACCAGGUCAGUAGUGCUGAGGUUUCCUCCAGCAUCCUGAUCGCUGAGAAUAUUCGAGGUUUGCGACUUGUGAACUGUUGUUCUGAUGCUCUAGAGGCUGUGAAAGGGAUCCAGUUCAAGGCAGAAGUACAAAGUGGACUUCCAGUAAACUACACCUGGAAGUUUCACUCUGUGGGGUCUGAGCCCACCUGGCUCAUGGGACAAGAAGUGAUCUUUACUCCACCAGAAAGUGGUUCAUUGUCUGUAAGAGUGCUCGCCACCAAUGGAAUCUGCUCCGAGACGGUAAACAAUACUGCCACGGUCCAGUGGCCUGUUAAGAAGGUCAAGCUUGUCUGUCAUUCCAAAAGAAUAUUUGUUGGACAUGCUGUAAGGUUUUCUGCAAAAGUGAAUGAAGGGACCAAUCCCAGAUACCUCUGGGACUUUGGAGAUUCCACUGAAGCAUUGGCAACAGAUUUGAGCACAGUCAGUCAUACUUAUUACAUUCCUGGGAAAUACAGUGUUAUGGUCAAAGUUCUCAACAGUGUCAGCCAUGUGUCCAAACAGCUACACAUGGAGGUGGAGGAGCCCCAGUGUCCCAGCCCUCAAGCUUCUCUUGUCCAGAGCCAGUGUACUAUCUUCAGGUCUAGACCGAGUUUCUUUGAAGCAAGCGUAGACAUUAACUGCUCUGCUUACAAAGCUUCAUAUCUAUGGGAGAUACUCAAAGAGUCAGAUUGUACCAACUUAGAAUUCUCUGGUAACAAAGUCAUUCUUAGAAGUCAGGUAGAUGCAACUUCUCCAUUUCUCUUACUCCCGAAGCGCACUCUCGAUAUGGGGCAGUAUUGCCUGGUAUUCACCGUCUCACUCCAGGGAACUCCUCUACAUGUCCAACGAAAAACCAGCGUUACAGUGGUCCAAUCAACGCUGGUAGCCGUCAUCAAGGGAGGAUCACACAGACUGUGGCCCAGCCUCAGUGACCUCUUCCUGGACGGAUCGGAGUCUGAAGACCCUGAUGUAGAGCCAGGAGUGGAGGAUACACUGCAAUACCGCUGGACCUUCAUGACACUGGUGACAGUGUGUGAAGCUCCUGUGCUUCCUGUGAUUGUGGAAUGUGUGUCCUGCUCUGUCCUGUCCUCCCCUCACCACGUUAGCUACACCAGCCCCAUCAUCCUCUCGGGCCAAUGUGGACAGUGUGACGACCAGGCUCAGUACAAAUGGAGUGCUGAGGACCAGACUGGCGUGACCCUUGACCUUAACGAGGUCUCCACCUCUACGGGGAGACAUUCUCCUAACUUGGUGGUGCGUUCAGGUGUCCCGCAGCCAGGACAGAGUUAUACCUUCACUCUCAACGUAUCCCAGCCUGUCAGAGGGCGCUGGGGCAGCGCCAGCCUGACGAUACUACCUAACAAUCUGCCACACGGAGGCCUGUGUCACCUCAGUCCAGAGUCAGAUAUACGUCUACUGGAGACAGUGGUCACCUACAACUGCUCAGGAUGGAAAGACGGUGAAAGCAGCGCCUCUCAGCUGAUCUAUACUUUCCAGGUUGCACCAUGCCAGCCCACUGGCACAGUGUGCCCCCUGCUCACUCUGUACAGAGGUACUCGUUCAACAUAUAGAAGCCUGGUUCCAAUGGGAAGUCUUGGGCGAGAAAGACGCAUGUCAGUUAUCACAGUUACAUUGCUUGUAGAGGACCAUCAGGGGGCAAAGGUCAUCGCUCUGAACAGAAUGCUGACAGUUGAAUCUCCUCCAAGGGACGACGUUGCCAGUCAGUGGCUCAGAAACAAGAGCCAGACAGAGCUGUGGGCUUUAGUCCAACAUGGCAACCCUCAGGAAAUCAUCCCUUAUUCCAUUGCCCUCACCAGCCAGCUCAAUCAGAUGGAGUCUGGACGGACUGCCGUGGAGCUCAUGGACAGAAGGGAGAUCCGGGGAAAUGUGACCCGAGCCCUGGCCUCUCUGCCCGUGUCCUCCUUGCUGAAUGUUGAUCAGAUCAGCUCAGCGUUGUCACAGUCUACUGCUGUUCCUAGUGAACUGGUGUGUGAAAAGUGCCAGGAGGAGGUUCUGGAAGCUGUGGGGAAGAUGAUCCACGUCCUGGAGGAGCAGAUGAGUCCUGGUGUUUUGUCAGCUGUGGAAACAGGAAGGAACAUCCUUAACAUCAUAGGUAGCACCCUGGCGGCUGUGCCUGAGUCUGUCAGUGCUUCCGGUUCUCACCCAGCCUCCUCAGGCUCUCUGCAGUCAGCUUCCACCAUCACCAUGUCAGCGCUGGGCCACGCAGGGGUCCUGAUGCGCUCUCUGAUGCAUUCACGUGUCCACGGCGAGGAGCCCCUUUCGCUCUCCACCGAUUACAUCAACACAGUGGGUUUCCACGGAGACCCCUCCGACCUCCUCUGCACUCACCAGUCCAACCAAGACCAGAUCUCUCAGUCAGCUGAUGAAUGGGAGAUGUCUCACCCGUGUCCGUUUCACAUCCCCACCUCCCUUACUGCUCGCCUGAAGAGUCAGGAGUCCGAGGUGGUGCAGGUUCUGUUUGGUAUCGAUGCAGAGUUAGGAUCCAGCCCGUUGCUGACAGCGGCCGACCCUCCGAUUUCCACCGCUCUGGUUGCCAUGGAGCUCACCACACCUCAGGGCCAACCCAUACCCAUCCAGGAUCUGGACCCCCAACAGGCCAUACGGGUCACCCUGCCCAACAAAUACCCUGUGGGACAGGACGACGGGGUCAGAGAUGGGAGGGUGGGUGAAGCUGGGAACGGGACAUGUCUCACUGUGACGCUCCCCACUAAAGGAAGGUUGAACCUCACAGUCAAAGCUGUGGAUGGACUGGAUGAACACGCAGGUUUAUAUAUCUCCUUCAACUUCAGGCUGGACCCAGGAGCUACUCCAGUGAGUCUGGGACAUGUCAAGAUAGAAGUGAGCUCUGCAGUGCCGGGGACUAAUGCAUCCCAGGAUUCCCUAGUGAGAGAGUGGGCUCUCGCUCUCUCCGCUCCGACCACCUCCAGAGAAGAAACCAUAUUCCUGUCUCCGCUUUUGAACAGGACGGACAAGCCUCUCUCUGUCAACCUGACCUCGUCUGUGGCCGACGGCGGUCCCGUCCAUGCAUCAGUGUGCGUGUUCAGCUCUCUGUGCCGGUACUACAGUGAGAAGGAGAGGCGUUGGAGCAGUGAGGGUCUACAGCCACUGGAGGGCAGCACGCUCCACGCAGCACACUGCCUCACCCAGCACCUCACCAUGUUUGGGGCCAGCUUGUUUGUUCAUCCUGGGGCCGUCGUUCUGCUGCCACCGCCAGGCGGUCCCAUGCGCAACAUGGUGGCUGGGAUUGUGUGUGCUGUCCUGGUUCUGAUUCACCUGCUGGUGGGGCUCAUCGCCCAUAAACUGGACCACUUGGACAGCCUGAGACUGAGCCAGGUCCCCUUGUGUGGCCGGCCGGGGCUGUACCACUACAGAGUGCUGGUCAAGACUGGCUGGAGGCGAGGAGCAGGCACCACGGCACAUGUUGGCAUCAGUCUGUACGGUGUGAACAAGAGCGGCUCUCGCCAUCUGCAGAGGGAUGGAGCUUUUCAGCGUGGCAGCCUGGACCAGUUUCACCUGGAGACAGACGACAACCUGGGAGAAGUUUGGAAAAUUCGCAUUUGGCAUGAUAACACAGGUCUGGAGCCGUCCUGGUACGUUCAGCAUGUGGUGGUUUGGGACCCUCAGACAGACCACAUGUUCUUCUUCCUGCUGGAGGACUGGCUCUCUGUGGGGCAUCAGAAGAACGGCUCUGUGGAGAAGGAAGUUCUAGCGUCAUGUCCUGAGGAGCUUUCUCAGUUUCGACGGGUCUUCACCUCCCAGCUGACGUUCGGGAUGGUUGAGCAGCACCUGUGGCUGUCGCUGUGGGAACGGCCGGCCCACAGCCGUUUCACCCGGGGUCAGAGGGUCACAUGCAGCGCUCUCACGCUGCACCUCUACCUGGCACUGGGGGCUCUGUGGUACGGGGCUGUUGGGACCAAGGGACACAGGGGACCGGUGUCAGCCCACUUGCUGGUUAACAUGGAGGCGGUUGCCGUGGGGAUGACUGUUGCGGUACUGGUGUUUCCUCUCCAGUAUCUCCUCUGUUUCCUGUUUAGAAAAGCUCACAGCCAGGUAACCGAGGACAUGUCAGUUCCUCCUUCGCCCGUUUGUCACUCUGUGGAGAUGGACGUUUACCUCGGCCAAUCGGAGCUCUCCGGCCCUUCCUUCCUGUCCCUGCCAGACUCCUCCGGCCCAGCUCGGGACAGUCCUUCAUCCUUACUGGAGAGCAAGGCGUUUGACUCCAGCAUUCUGGACUUUUGGGCUGCGUCCGGCUUGGCGCCCCAGACAGAUGCAGCAUGUCAAGAGGAGGUCAUAGGGACAUGGCCGUCAUGCGACAGCCUCCUCAAUCUGCCAGUAGGGCUGUGCCUCAGCAAGACGCCACCAGCCAACUCCAACCUCUGCGAUGUUUCACCCGCUCUGGGCCCUACGCGCCAGCUGAGGAGAAAAAAGGCCCUAAUGCAGCUCCGCCUGGCCAAACCCUCCUCCACUGGCUCACCCGCUGCUCCCUCAUAUCCUCUUUCAAAAGACAUUUCCAGUUCACACCAAUCCCCUGCUGCACUGGACAAAAAGGUCUCCAACUUAGUGCAAGCUCAUAACCACAAUCUGACAACACUCCUGACUCUGUCUGAGGAGGAUCUGUUGAUGUCUAUAGCAGCAGCAGCAGAGGACACAGCAGGUAAAACUAACAGCAACUCAGACAGCGGCAGGGAUUCCCCAAGAACCAUCUCCUCGCUCUCAGCCACCCAGAGCACCUCCUGCAGCAGCUGGUCGGAGCAGAGCGAGGAGAAGUCUAUGUACGGCGCAGAGAUUUACAAGCCAGAUCCACAGUCCUUUCCUGUCCUGUAUGGUGCAGGACUCUACAAGUGUCCCUCUGUGCUGUCUGUAGACUCAGUGGCCAGCACCUUCCUGCCGAGCCCGUCUCCUGACUCCACGCGCUCCUCCUCCACCACACGCAUAGGGGUUGCUCGAGGUCAGCCCAGCUGGCUGCUUCCUCCCUGGGCACUAUGUGUGAUUUACCCCCUGGUGGCUGCGCUGCUGGCAGCGUGCCUGGCCGCGGUCGGACUCUACGGCAGCUUCUUGUCCAGAACAGCUGUCCUCAUGUGGCUGGUAUCAGCUCUCUCCGCCUUUCUCACCUCUGCUCUGCUGCUGGAACCUCUCAAAGUGUGUGCGCAGGCGUUAAUCUACACAGCACUGUGGAGGCCCGUGGAUCCAGAGGUGGAGGAGCAGCUGGCUCAGGAGAGCACCGUGGCGAGGGCAUUUGGGGAGCAUGGCGGGAAGGUCCGGCCGCCAUGUGGCUACGGGCUGCUACAGGCUAAAGAGGAGGCUCGCAAAGUCCGAGCUCUGCGAUCACUUAUGAGGCACUGUGUGUGCCAGCUGUUGUUUCUGUUGCUGGUGCUGAUGGUGAACUACCAGGACGGCUUAGAGCAGAGGCAGGGCAGGCUGCUGCACUCCGCUGUUAGGCGUCGUCUUCACACAGCACCCUCGGGGGUCCCUAACCUCACCUCACUCAGAGACUGGUCAGACGCAGAGCAGUGGAUCAACAACACUUUGGUGCCACACCUGCACCAAAACCCUACAUUGCUCCUUGUUGGAUCUCCACAGCUGCAGUACACACCUCCUCUCAGUCCUCUGGUGAGCGUCUUUCUGGGAAACAGCAGCGUGACAACACGCCAGCUCCUAGCUGACUUGCACAUGGCAGACUGGAGCAAGAAACAGUUUAAAAGUCUUUCUGUGGACUUCACACACUACCACAGAGAGUCUGGUUUAUUUGUGUGUGUGUCCAUGCAGCUGGAAUGGGCUCAGACACAGAGAGUCACCCCCUUUCUCUCCAUCCAUCCAUUCCUCAUCCCUUCAUCCUUCUCUGGACUGGACCUGCAGGUGGCACUUACGGUCCUCCUUCUCAUCUCUGCUCUCCUCAUCUUGUUCGGAGAGCUGUGGUUCAUGGCUGCUGAGCGUGCCCAGUAUCUGCGUCAAUGCAGACACUGGUUGCAGCUUCUCCUGGCCUUGUUGUCCCUGGCAACGGCUAUCCUGCAGCUCUGCUUCCUGUCCCAGGCCACUUGCUGUUUUUCCAAGCUUCGAUCCCAACCAGACAGCUUCAUCAACCUCCACAGUGCCGCCCUUCUGGCACAGAGCUGUUCUCAGUGCGCGGCUGUCCUGCUCACUCUACUAGUUCUAAAGGUAAAUGACAACUCUGCUUCGUCAUUAUCUGCUGGGAACCUUGAGGUUUGUGCGGAGGUGGGUGGUGUUAGGCAGAGUGCUGCAGAGAGCCUGGAGGGAGCUGUGGGCUCUGACCGCCCUGCUGCUGUUGCUGCUGCUGCUCUGCACUCACCUGGGAAACACGUGGAAGGUUUCCUGUCUGUACGUCAGACCGGGGUCUCAGUGCUGUCCAUCCUACGGGGCCGGAUGGCCCUCCAAAGACUGUGCAGGGUCCACCCGGUCCUGGGCCCUCUCUAUGGGCUGCUGCUGAUGGGGGGAGGUGUUUGGCUCUUAGCCAGACUCUGUGGAGCUGUUCUCAUCCGUACAUACAGGGCAGAGCAGGCUGAGCUGUACUGUCCAACCAUUGAACCUCAGGACUAUGAGAUGGUGGAGUUCUUCAUCAAGAGACUCAAACUGUGGAUGGGACUCACCAAAGCUAAAGAGUUCAGGCACAGGGUGAAGUUCGAAGGUAUGGACGUCCCUCCUUCCAGGUCCUCCCAGGAGUCCCGUCUCUCCACCCUGUCUUCCACCCUCCCCUCUUCCCACUCUCCUUCCCUGUCCUCCUCUUUCUCAUCCCCCCGUCCCCUUUCCUCGUCUCUCUCUGUGAGGUCUGAGGACUCGUCGGCGUCCGAGGCUGGGUUGGACGUCCAACCCUACCUGGACCGCCUGCUGCCCUGCGUCAGCGCACUGCUGUCUCGCUUUGAUCAGGUCAAUCAGAUAACCGAGGACGUCCACAACCUGGAAAUGAAACUGGAAGAGGCUCAGACAAGGAGGAGGAAGAGGUGGAUCAAUAACGAGGACAAAGGUGCAGAGAGAUCCGGAGAGUCAUCAAAGCCAAAGGAACUGGAAGGAGAAGGAAGGGUAACAGGGGAAGUGAGACACAGGAAGACGGGUCUUCUUUACCCCAAACCACGAGUCUCCCUUCCAUCACUUCACUCCUCCGCUACAUCGGUCUGCAUCUUUCCCCGUACACGCAGCACCUACUCUGAGUCUGAAUCAGCGCAGUUUCAUCCUCACGCAUCUAGCAACAACCACACUUCUGAAGCAGCCAUGCUUGGGAUCUGCGGUUUGUACCCUGCAGGUUCUCCUGGAUACGCCGGGUUCCCCAGGAGAAGAGCUUGGCAUUCUGGGAGCUCCCAUUCGGCUGAUGCAGCUCAGAGGAUCUUCCAGGCUCAAGGUGGAGUCGCUCCAUGUGGCAACGUAGGAGAGUAUUUAGCUUUCACUAACAGCAGACCCAGGAGUGAAGAAGGGGUGAGACGGCAUAUCAGUGAUGGAGUCCCUGUGAAGAGGAAGGCUUGGACUGAGCAAGACUGACCACUGGGUUUACUCUGGGAGCGAGCUUAGAUCUGGAUCCGACUGGAUCUCUGCAGUGGUUUGCAGCUACAAAGCGCUGGACUAACAGUUGCUAUUCAGGUAGCAUUAAAGGGCCUCUGAUUUUACACAUUAGGAUCAAUUUACUUUUUAUGGAGGAGUACCACUCAGCUCACGGAAAUAGUUGUAUAAUGUUUUCUCUGGUGGUUCCGGAGGACUUUUGUCAAGUCUGAGAAAAUAACCCCAGAUGAUGUCAUCAGGGGUAUCUCGGCUUGGGCUUGGAGACCACUGAUUUUUAAAAAAGCUUUCAGUUGACCUAUUUUUGCAGCUUGACCCACAUAGGCUCCCACAACUUCAUGGAAGUUCAACACUAGAUUGCUAGAGUCAGGGGCGUAAAUAAAGACAGUGCAGGCACUGCGGUUGCAUUGGGGCCCGUGGGUUGGGGGGGCGUAGAGAUAGUGUUUAAAGAAAAAAACUAUGUAUAGAAAUAUUCCCUCUCAAUCUUAUGACCCAUUAGAAGUGUGUGGUGAUGUCUGUAUCUACGGUACAGAGACCCUGCUCUCUGCCACGUGGGGGUGUAACCCCCCAGCCAAUAAGCAAGGUGUGCAGCCCGUUCAGGUCGUCAAAAUACCGCCGCUUUGUCACGCCCCUCGACGUCUGAUACCGAGGCACAAGUCCCCAUUCAGCUCUGUCAGAUACAAAGCGGCCAUAUUUGACGGAUGAGAACGGGGAUGUGUGUUUUUAUGUGCAUGUGCUCUAGUGUCCCACGGCUCCUCGGUCUCUCCUCUGCUGUGUGUAGAGCGCUGCCAUGUUUGACCGAGAGCAGCGCUGAGCCACACACACAGCGUGCAGGAUGAAGCGUGCCCCUUCGGCUGCAUUUUAUUCAAAAUCCGGCAAUUUGGCACCUCCCCUCUAACCUGACCCUGUUAGAUUGUUUGUUACACACAACCAUCUGAGAAGCCGUCAUUGGCAACUGUUUGGAAAAGGGCAGGCACUUGCCGUACUUUAUAUGUUUAUAAGUGCUGUUCUUUGCCCUUCUUUCAAUGAAGAAAUAAUACUCUCCAGUUCUGAUGUAACUGAUGCUAUUACAGCAUCUACGCUAACCUCUUCAGGAGCUGCCAUUGUUGUAAAGAACGAACAGUCGCCUCUCUUUGUGUCGUCUCACACACCUAAACCACGCCCGUAGCAUCAUGUGACGAGUGAAUACGAUGGUUUGUGUGUGGGGGUGGGGGGGUGGGUUCAUAACCAGUAACUAGCGUGCACUGGGGCCCGUCGUACACUACCUUACACCACUGGCUGGAGUACCAUUUAAGAUAUCCCUCCAUACAACAGAACUAGUUCAGGGCUUACUGUACCAUCAUCACAUUUAUGGACUGGAACUGUUCUUCAAGCGCCCUUUAUGAGAUUUUUGUAAAAUCUUCCAAAGAAAAACAACUUGGAAGCUUUGAGUAGGGGUAAUACAAUUUUCAAUUUGUCACUAUUUCACAUAGAAAAGGAGAUUCUAGCACACUGCAGUUACACAAAGGACAUUUAUUGAAUCAAUCCAUCAAACUAACUUUCCCUUCUGGCCUUCAUCAGGGUCUUGUAUGCAGGAAUUUCCUUUGCUACAAAAUAAUGAACUCCUAUCCAAUGCACGCACCUGCAUAGGAAAUGAUGGAUGUGGAAGUAAUUCUUCAAACCCUAGUAAUUAUUAUUUAAGCCAAAAAGCCUGUUGACCAUACAUAGAAGGACAGACAGGAGUUUGUAAGUUAACAAAGAGAGAAAAGGGGAGUUAUGAAUGUAAUAUUUGUAAAAAAUGUAACAUUUACUUUAAGACAGUUUUCACCAUUGUGUUCUUUUUGUAGUAAAUGUAAAUGCAGUUAUAAGCUGACACACUUUUGUAAGAGACUCUGGGGAUAUUUUACCCUACAGACAGAAUAAAAACGAGAGACCGUUUGGUCUGAAAGUAGUUUCAGUUCUUUUUAAACAUUUUAUUUAUAAUAUGAAAACAGUGCUCUAAUAUAACAGCACUGUGAGCACUUAUGUUUCUGUCAAUGUGUUUUUAGUUUAAAUAAUCACACACCUCUAUGAAUGUUUUAUCAGCAGUCAUUCAUAUUAUUACUUAUCUAAAGGAAAAGACCUUGAUAUGAGAGUAAACGCACGAUAACAGAGCAGCAAACACUGUUAUUAGUGAGACCCGUGUGUUAAGGUGACUGACUGUGGUGUUUGUCAGUUUUGGCCAAUACACAAAAGAAAAAAACAUAUUUAAAACAAAGAAUACAGAUUUAUUAGUAGAGUAAUAGAGUAUGGAGUAUGUUUAUGCUAAGGCAAACAUUUUAAAUUAAAUUAAAUGAAAGUAUAAAAAGAGAAUUUUUACAAUUUUAAUAGUAGCGGCACUUAAACAGAUAACAAAAACUGUCUGAGACCAGAGGCGCCACAAUUAAGUAAAUAGGAAUAUACAUUAAAUAAAAAAUUAAAUCUAUAAAAUGGAGAUAAUAAAUCACAGAAUUAAGAGCUUAGAUAAAUUGUUUGAUAUGAGAUGGAAGAAGAUACAGAAAACAAACGUUAUACAAAAUUUAAAUAAAACUAUAACUUUAAGAUACUCCCUGAGCCAAUGUGUACAGUAUAUGUAUGUGUAUGAAUGUACAUACAUGUGUAUGUGUAUAACUUCUACUGUUUAUUAUCACUAUCAUUAUUAGUUUGAUUUCAUUUCUAAUUAUUAUAUUUCUUAUUUUCUAUAUAUGUUUUUUAUUAUUAUUACUUUAUUUUUUUAUUCUUUUCUAUUUAUUUUUUUAAAAUGUUAGAUAUACAGUUACUAUCAUAAAGUUGUUUGAUACUUUGAUACUUUUCUGAGAACUACUAUAAGGGAUCACAAUUCAACAAAUAAAGAGUAUAAAAAAGAAAGUAUAAAAAGCAUCAAAUAAAAACAACAUAUACACAAAACUGAAACAUUAACCAAAAUAAAACACUAAAAUUAAACAGUUUCAUAUGUACUAGAGCUGUAUUAUCACCUUUUGACUUUGCGAAGAGAACCUUUAUGGUUUCUUUUGGCAUUUAACGCCUUCAACAUGAACACAAAUAUUAUACUCUACCGCAGUUACGCAAGCUUUAUCCAAAACUUUGUGUUCCUUCCUUUAAUAAUCAUAUAAUUGACAUUGUCUUGAGGUCAGCGAUUAGUUUUCCAUAUACUUAUCUGUACUUAUCACUUGUUCAUAUGCAUUGCCU
This is a messenger RNA of Sebastes umbrosus (honeycomb rockfish), 15622 nucleotides long. RefSeq names its product polycystic kidney disease 1b (gene pkd1b). Gene Ontology annotation, biological process: kidney development. The transcript has 41 exons. The coding region runs from base 83 to 12421 and encodes 4112 amino acids. Gene Ontology annotation, cellular component: membrane. Lineage: Eukaryota; Metazoa; Chordata; Actinopteri; Perciformes; Sebastidae. The record is from RefSeq and is a predicted model, not a curated record. Gene Ontology annotation, molecular function: protein binding.